AUGUUGAUCAACACUUGUAUCACUCAGAUUGUCAUAGCGCUCCUGUUAGGAUUCUUGCAAGGAAGGUUGCUUGCGGUCAGUUCGGGCACUGCUUUCCUUCCUGUGGGUCCGUGCCGUGUAUUCGGUCCCUUCACAUGUUUCGCCACAUUCAAUGUCAUUACCGCUCUCACGUUAUACGUUGAGCUACUGACAGUUCACACAAUGUUUUACCGUUACCGGAUGCUGCGAUCGAGCCAGAUGACCACAGCAAAGCUCGUACCAAGUUUUGUUGUGGUCGCAGUUUUGUCAAUCAUUCUUCUGGUAUGUUGGAAGCACCCUGUUUUUUGCAACUCAUCCCCUCUAGAAAUAUAA
Cooperia oncophora is the source of this 351-nucleotide messenger RNA. The record is from the annotation of a GenBank genome assembly. Lineage: Eukaryota; Metazoa; Nematoda; Chromadorea; Rhabditida; Trichostrongylidae.